AUGUUGCUCGACGAAGAUCCCGCGACGCUCAUCCAUCACACCAUCGGCAAUUUCAAUAUCCAACCGGACAAGCAAGCUGUCACCCGCAUCAAUGACUCCUUGUCAACUCUGCAACAAUCCCGCGAACUCCGGAAGCGCGAUGCCGAGUCCGCUCUGCGCAAGCUCUCCCGGAACCUCCAAGCUCUGACCACGCAGCAUGAGGAGGCCGUUGCAGCGCACGACUCGGCCAAACACGGGGCGCAGAUGGUUGAACUCGACACAAAGAAGUUCCGUAUUGCCAAGGCGGCGACGGAGUAUGAGAUCGAGGCGGAGCGGCUGGAAGGCGAGCUGGAAAUGCUCAAGGAGAGGUUGGCCGAUCUGGAAGCCCAAGGACUGGAGGGUGAUGAAACUACGCGAAGGGAGAGAGAGGCUGAUGACGCGACUAUUUUACGGCUCAAGAUCUACCGCUCCAUGGGCAUUGACAUCGAGGCGGACGACGCUGGCAACUUUGGCAAGGCGGUGAUUCGGAACAGUCGCAAGGGAGAUGUGCACGUGGUCAACAUCGACCCGAAGUUCUCGCGGUUCUUUUAUGCCAACUACUUCUGGUCGACGAUGCAGGGUUGA
Messenger RNA from Aspergillus clavatus NRRL 1, 603 nucleotides. Its product is annotated as kinetochore Spc24 family protein. The record is from RefSeq and is a predicted model, not a curated record. The coding region runs from base 1 to 603 and encodes 200 amino acids. The transcript has 3 exons. NCBI's taxonomy places the organism in Eukaryota, Fungi, Ascomycota, Eurotiomycetes, Eurotiales, Aspergillaceae.